This is a messenger RNA of Dermacentor andersoni, 3110 nucleotides long. Its product is annotated as MIF4G domain-containing protein A-like. Lineage: Eukaryota; Metazoa; Arthropoda; Arachnida; Ixodida; Ixodidae. The record is from RefSeq and is a predicted model, not a curated record. Gene Ontology annotation, biological process: regulation of translational initiation. Gene Ontology annotation, cellular component: cytosol. Gene Ontology annotation, molecular function: translation activator activity.
ACUUCCGAUCGCGAUCUGGGCUGAUCCGGAUCGGAUUUCUCGAUCGCGAUCAGAAAUGUACCACGUGUGACUCCGGUAUAAGAGUUUAUCUGCUCACAAAACGGAAACGCUGAUCAGACAGCGAUAAGCUUUGACAUUCCGAUGAGCAGGACGGUCGAGGAAAGAGACGCACACAGCCUGCUUGUCAGAACAGGUGCGCGCUUCGACGGGAUGCUUGCGAUAACGGCAGAUCGCCGGAAGCGGCUGCGAGGACAAGCUACUAGGGCGCGAUCGGAGAUCGCUGUUCGGAGCGCGCGUUCGGUUUCGCCGCGCGCGAUGGACCGCGCCGACUUCGCGCGGCGGACGCGUUGGUUCUUUAUUCUCUGGUGAAACCACGAUGUGGAGGAAGCAGCCAGCGACCUGAACGGUAGGCCUGGUGGUUCCGAUGCGGAGUGAGUCACGGUUUACGAAUGGUGUACAUGAGUUCGUGGUCUUGUGUGUUGCUUUCCGCACGUGGUUACCGCUGGCCUGUGCUGCGCUGGCAGGCGUUACGAGGAUCGAAGCCGCACCAAAGGACUUAUCCACUUCCCUAUAUUCAAGGCCCUUCUAACCUCAUCGCUAGUCAUUGGAGUCUCUACAACCUGCUCAUUACUGCUUCGAAUGGAGCUAUCGUGGCUUCUCUGGGUACUGUACAGUUGCUGUAAAUCACCAGAGAGUUGACAGGACUUGGCAUUGGCAGACUGACCAUGGAGAACAAGUCGGUUGUUAGUCAGUCGUCUCCAAGACUCAACAUGACUCAUGGUUUCACGAAGAAGAUCCAAGAGAUGCUAAUGGAACAUCAUCGCGAGCUUGCACUAAAAAAUGGUGCGACAACAUCUGCAAGGCGUUCAUCCCGGCCCGGUGGUUCUCAGAAUUUGACGAAGCCAACCUGGGAAUUGUACAGGCCAUCCGCGAUGCUGCACCAGCAAAAUGAGAAUGUCGGGACGUCGGAUACCGACCACAUCCAGUGCCAUCCCUUCAACGCCACAACCAGCAACAGCCCACUGGUGUAUCCAAAGCCAAGACUGGUUGAUUCUGAGAGACUCAACACUUCAACCGACUGUAGUCCAGUGGCACAUGCAAAGCCAAGACAAGACUGUUCUGUGGUUCUGGAUGAUGUGCUGGCUUCACUGGAACUGUGCUCUGCAAGUGAUAAACCAGAGCCCACUGGCAACAGCCCACAGUCACACAGUGAUCGCAAGCAAGACAAAGAACAUCUUUAUAACAACCUGUUUAUGCAAGCAAUGUCUGACCCUGCUUCACUCAACUCACAGCAGCUUCUGCAGCUUGCACAGGCCAUCUGUCACACAGCACCCUUGAGCAUCGAGCACGCUGAACUGACUGCCAAGUUUUGCCACCAUAUUGCUUUGGUGAGCGACAGUGUGUUCCUGGAGGGCCUGUUGAAUGGCUGCCUCGAGUUGUUCGAGAGGCGGGAGGAGCUGAUGGGCCCACUUGAGGCAUCGAAGGGUGUGCCACUGCGCUGGACACCUUAUGUCUCCUUCGUGGCCAAGCUCCUGGUGGCAUUCAAGCCAUCGGACGGCGCUGGCACCGAUGCAGCUGGUGACACUGUCUACACCAGUGAUGACAAGAGGCCAAAUGGCAUCUGGAGUACUGUGCAGUCCCUGGCCGUACUGCUGAGCGAGUGCUUCUUCUUCAUUCUGCGCCCACCAUCCCUGGGCAGCCUUGCUGAGAUGGAGUGCCUGAAGUCAGCAAUGAUGGCUGCCGGCAAGACCAUGGAGCAGGCUGAACCACACCUGAUGCUUGUGCUGAUGAGACGACUGCGCGAUGCCUUCAUCGAAUCAACUACAUCGGCGCACUCACGCAAAGUCCUGCUGGAGCUAAUCGAGCUGCGUGCUUCAGGGUGGCAGCUGAAGUCUUCCGCCCAGCAGAUGUACUAUUAUCCACCCAGAGCAUUCCGUGCUCUCAAACAAACCAGUGACAAGGGCAGGGAUGCCACUCAACACACUUGAGAUCUUCUUUGACACCACAGUCAUUCAUGUAAGGGGGAAUUGAAAAUGGAUUUCGAUUCAUUGUAAACACAUUAUUUUACUUAUUUUGCACAUUGUGCAGUCUCCGUUGCAGCUCAAUGUUUAAACUGUUUCCUUUGUGACCGAGGGCUGAAUCAUUAUUACCACUUCCACUUGACGUGCCAACUUAAGGAAUGCAGUGUAGUUAAUAUUGGCAAACUGAGAGGUAGUCAUGGGGAGUCAUGGGGAGUCAUUCAUGUGAAGGCAGAGCUGAAACCGAGAGGGUACAACAUAAAUUCUGUUAUCGGCAUGUAAAUUUUAUUACAUAUUAACACACAAUACAACCGACAACCAGGUUGUACCUUGGCGUCAGUAUCAUUUCUUAUUGUAGCCGAGUGCUGAAGCGUUAUGCGUAGUUGCACAUUGUUGAUAGAUGCUUGCGUAUGUGCAAUUUUGUGAACAUUGGUAUUGAAACUGAAAGUCAAUCAUCCAAAGGCAGCAUAUGAAACAGGAUUCUGGGUACGGUUCCAUCUGAGACAUUUUAUUUUUAUGGGAAAUGUCUUGUAUAAAUCCUAUCCUCACAACUUUCUCUGAGACAAUAGUUUCAAAUUGUUCCAGUAUUUCAUUUCCGUUGACAACAAUCAUUUGAAUGUUAACAGCCCUACAUGUCAAAAUUAGAUAUGUUUCUGCACAUGUUACUUUUUCAUCGCAGGAAUUGGUCUCCUAGUCCACACGGUACUAGCUUAUGAUAAAAUGUUGCUUAUCUAAGAGCUCAAGAAAAAAUUCGCACCUCAGUCCUUUUCAGUUUUAACUUACUAGCAAUGAUGUUCAUUUACUGUGUUCCUACUGCUUCCAAAUAUAUUUGUUAUGCCAAGAAGAGCAUUCUUUAUCUUUAUUUUUUUUUCAGUGAAAUAAAGCCUUUUUUUUUUGCUACUCAAACAUUUUCUUAAUGAGUUGGCUUUUAAUUAAAUUUAUAUCUAACAAGUUUACAAAACGGCAAUAAAAAUUACAAGUGUGAAACAUGGCACACAUGGGAGUGUACAUUAUCCAAUUAUCUUUUGCAGCACAAGAGUAUGCUAAAGAAGGCAUACUAUUUUCGUCUGUAAUAAAGUUUUUUAUGCCGAC